UUAAUUACCAUAUCUUAUCUUAUCACAACAGUUCCAUUGUAAUUAAGUACUAAGUAUAAACUCUCUCCCAAUAGAUGAAUAUUCUUUUUUCUUGUUGCCGCCACCACUCUUCUAAUGUCUAGGUCUGAGAGCACAAACGCGAGAACUAGAACAGCGUCAUGGUUUUCUACCCCAUUCUUUGUUAUCGUUCUCCCGGUGGCCGUGGCUGCGCUUCUCUACCGGCUCGAACCAUUCAAGCCGGUUCUUUUGCCGGUCCAGCUGGGCCGGUCCACCGUGGCGGUUCCGGCUCGUAACGGCCACAUGCAAGAUGGAUCGGAACGUGUGGGUGAGGGACACUUGGAGGGCCCGGAAGACUUGGCCUACGACGCUGCGGCACGUGUCGUUUAUACCGGGUGUGAGGAUGGGUGGAUCAAGCGAGUCACGGUGAAUGACUCGGUGGUUGACUCGGCGGUUGAAGAUUGGGUCAACACAGGAGGAAGGCCACUUGGACUAGUUUUGAAGCCGAAUGGAGAACUCAUAGUUGCUGAUGCGGAAAAGGGACUGCUGAGAGUGUCAAGUGAGAAGGAGAUUGAGUUGCUGGUAGAUGAGUUUGAGGGGUUAAAAUUCAAACUCACAGAUGGUGUUGAUAUAGCAGAUGAUGGUACAAUUUAUUUCACAGAUGCAUCACACAAAUACCCCGUGAAGGAUGCUGUGUUUGACGUCUUAGAAGGGAAGCCAAAUGGAAGAUUCUUCAGCUAUAAUCCAGCAACAAAGAAGACAACCCUGCUUGCCCAAGACCUCUACUUUGCCAAUGGGGUUGCAGUUUCAGCAGAUCAACAAUUUGUGGUCUUCUGUGAAUCUGUCUUGAUGAGAUGCAAUAAAUAUUUCGUCCUGGGCCCUAAAACAGGAACCAUAGAGAAGUUCUGUGACCUGCCUGGCAUGCCUGAUAACAUUCAUUAUGAUGGACAAGGGCACUAUUUGAUUGCAAUGUUCACGGCCCUUUCUCCCGAAUUGGAAUUGGCAUAUAGAUACCCUUUCAUUAGGAAGGCUUUUGCAAUUUUUACAAAGUAUGUAGGGAGUCUAUCUAUCUCGAAGAAUGGAGGAGUUCUAGUCGUGGAUUUAGAAGGAAAACCAACUGCACAUUAUUAUGAUCCCAAAUUAGCAUUGACUAGUGCGAUUAAAAUUGGGAAUCAUAUAUAUGCUGGUUCCAUUUUCUACCCCUUUGUAACACGUUUUGAUGUUGAGAAAUAUCCUGCUCUCCCCACAGUUUGAGCAACAGUGAACAUCUUGUAAGGUUAAUGAUGUACAAGAAAAUGUUUAGUUUCUGGAGUGUCAUGAUGUGAAAAUUCCAUUCAUGAAUCUGUUAUAUAUAUUUUUAUAUAAUAAAAAUGGAAUUUCUUUUACAA
Glycine soja is the source of this 1385-nucleotide messenger RNA. RefSeq names its product protein STRICTOSIDINE SYNTHASE-LIKE 5-like. NCBI's taxonomy places the organism in Eukaryota, Viridiplantae, Streptophyta, Magnoliopsida, Fabales, Fabaceae. Gene Ontology annotation, molecular function: strictosidine synthase activity. The record is from RefSeq and is a predicted model, not a curated record. Bases 115 to 1251 code for a protein of 378 amino acids. Gene Ontology annotation, biological process: biosynthetic process. The transcript is spliced from 4 exons.